GCCAUGGCUGCUGCGAAUCCAGCACAACUGCUCCUAGCUGAACUGACUUGUUCGGUGUGUCUGGAUUAUUUUAAAGACCCAGUGUCUGUAGAUUGUGGGCACCACUUCUGCCAGGCCUGCAUCACUCAGUGCUGGGAGGAACUGAGUACAAACUUCCCCUGUCCUGAGUGCAGAGAAAUCUUCUCCCAGAGAAACUUCAAAGCAAACAGACAGCUCAGGAAUAUUGUAGAAGCUGCCAGAAAACUUACACUGGAGUUAACAAAAGAACCAGAAGUUGGGACAGUCUGUGAAAAACACCAGAGGUCUUUAGAUGACUUCUGCCAAGAGGAUCAAACACUCAUUUGUUUGGUUUGCCACCUGUCCCGAGAUCACAGAGAACACACUGUGGUUCCCGUAGAGGAGGCUGCCGAGGAUUACAAGGACCAAAUUCGGAGCCGUUUGGAGAUUUUGAAGAUAGAGAGAGACGCGAUUCUGUCGUUUAAAUUGAGUGGGGAAAAUGAAAGCCAUGAAGUGCUGAAACAGCUGGAAACUGAGAAGCAGAAGAUUGUGUCUGAAUUUCAGCAACUGCACCAAUUUUUGGAGGAACAAGAGCGACUCCUGCUGGCACAAUUGGAAGAGCUGAAUAAGGAAAUUGAAAAGAGCAGGGCUGAGUAUGUUGCCAAAUUAUCUGAGGAAAUAUCUUCUUUCAGUUCCCUGAUCAGUGAGAUGGAGCAGAAGUGCCAGCAGCCAGCGAGGGAAUUCCUGCAGGACAUCAAAGACACCUUGAGCAGAUGCGAGAGGGAGAAGUUUCAGAACCCAGUGGCCUUUUCUUCUGAUUUGAAAUGGAGAAUCUGGGAAUCUUCUCAAAGAAAUGCACCUCUGGAGACCAUAAUGAAGAAAUUCAAAGACUCACUGUCGUCUAGACUGUGGUUGGACAAAGCCAACGUGACUCUGGAUCCAGACACGGCCCAUCCCCAACUCAUUGUGUCUGCGGAUCGGAAAAGUGUGAGAUGGGAACCCUGGCAACAGGAUCUGCCUGACAACCCUCAGAGAUUUGACAAUUGGACCUGUGUGAUGGGCUGUGAGGGAUUCACCUCGGGCCGACAUUACUGGGAGGUGGAGGUGGAGGGGACGGGAGUCUAUGUUGUAGGGGUGGCCAGAGAGUCUGUGAGCAGGAACGGAGGGAUCAGCCCUAACCCUGAGCAGGGGAUCUGGGCUGUGCAGGGCAGAGGGGAUCUCUACUGGGCUCUCACUUCCCCUGAGCAUGGCACCCCUUUGUCCCCUAGCCGGGCAUGCCGCAGGAUCCGGGUUUAUCUUGACUGUGAAGGGGGGUGGGUGGCAUUUUUUGAUGCUGUUCGUGGGGAGCUGAUCGUCACUUUCCCGCUGACCUCUUUGGCGGGGGAAAGAAUCCGCCCGUUAUUCCAGGCUGGUGUUAGUGUGCGGCUCCUCUAGCCCCCACCCCCCUGAUCUCUAUGACCUGGAGGACUCAGCCAGUCUCCCCCUCCACAGACAGGGCUGAAGGGGGGUGACACUCCACCCGUAGCUCUAUGGCUGUGGAGGUCUCUGUGAGGUGCUCUACACUGGGGCUCUAUGCUCCUAGCAGGCCAACUCUUUGUGGAGUCGGGGGAGUCCCACCAAGGAAGGAGGGAGCCCCCCUGUGGGAGAGCGACGAGCCAAGUGCCAGGGAGAGACCCCUCUACUGGGAUGGAGGGGAGAGCAGGGGGAGACCUGGCUGAAGAGGCUGGGCUGGAGGGGACUGACCAGAGGGCAAACCAGGCGUCAGGCGGGGAGAGGUUCCCAGGGGAUCAGGGGCAGGUAUCGCAGGGGAAGCAGAGCUGAGCAGGGAGGACCCAGCUGCACAGACAACGUCCUGCCCCUUGGCUUGGGGGACACAGAGGCUGGGGACCCGUCGGGCCCCCCGGGGUUCCACCAAUCAGAGCCCAGGACUGGAGUCCUCUGCUCCCCUUCAGUGGCUAUUCUAGCAGCGUGAGCAGGACACUGGGUGGUGGAUUCAGACUGACGAGCUCCUAAGCGCCCUGUGGGCCAGCGUUUGAGAUCUGCGGUUCCUGACACAGAGGCAAGGGAGGGAUCAGACACUGAUCUGUGGGCCAGAUGUUUCAAAGGGAUUUAGCCUUUAAAUACCCGGUGCUGUGAGCUCUCUUGUCAGAACAAACAGCUCAAUACCCUGUGUAAUCCCGAAACUCAACCGAGGAAUCGUCUCUUUUCCAGCAAACAUGAAAGAAUUAAGAUGUUGACGUGAUUGUUCCCUUAGACAGUGUUUAUGGCAAAGCUAAUAUUGGCAGAUUGUGUUAUAAAGUUUAAUUGUUGGAUUGACCUUUAUCAGCUAGGGUGUAAAAUUCACUUUCUUUAUGAUUUAACUACGGUUGUAACACUCAGCGUUUUCUGAGGGCUUCAGGGCAGGUGUUGCUUCUUAGAGCUAGGAGAACAAUAUUUUCUCUGCCAAAUUCAUUUUAAAAAUUAAAAAAUUGAAGAAAAUUUUAAAAAUGCUGAUUUGUUUGACAAUUUUGUGGAAUUUUUGCUUACUUGAAAGAAAUUAAACCAAACUUAACAAAAUUUUUCAGUUCUUUG
Molecule: messenger RNA, 2568 nt
Organism: Malaclemys terrapin pileata
Lineage: Eukaryota; Metazoa; Chordata; Testudines; Emydidae
Product: zinc finger protein RFP-like
Exons: 7
Coding region: 4-1431 (475 amino acids)
Molecular function (GO): protein binding; zinc ion binding
Source: RefSeq, a predicted model, not a curated record